This is a messenger RNA of Mercurialis annua (annual mercury), 4567 nucleotides long. Its product is annotated as DNA mismatch repair protein MSH6. The transcript has 21 exons. Gene Ontology annotation, molecular function: mismatched DNA binding; ATP-dependent DNA damage sensor activity; ATP binding. Gene Ontology annotation, biological process: mismatch repair. The record is from RefSeq and is a predicted model, not a curated record. The coding region runs from base 298 to 4218 and encodes 1306 amino acids. Gene Ontology annotation, cellular component: nucleus. NCBI's taxonomy places the organism in Eukaryota, Viridiplantae, Streptophyta, Magnoliopsida, Malpighiales, Euphorbiaceae.
GUGGAUGUCGAGUAAUUCGGAAUAGCCCACCUCGUUUAGACCCUAGACACAGCAGAUAAGAAUGGUCACAAUAUUCCCGCCAAAUAAUGCCGAUCAACGGAAACAGUAGCUUAAAAUUCCCGCGCUAUUUUAUGAUAUAGUUAUGUAGCCUGAAGACUGUUUGCUUUCCCCUCUUCACUUCUUCACUCUCUACAGCUUUCUGCACAUUAUUCUUUUUUUUUUUUCACUUUAAUCUCAUUUCUUUCUCUCUUCUCAAAUCACAUUUUCUCUCGAAUUCGCCGGUGAAAGAGAAUAAAAAUGGCACCGGCGCAAAAACCGACCAACGGCAGAUCACCGCUGGUGAAUCCACAGCGUCAAAUCACCUCAUUCUUUUCCAAAACAACCUCUCCUCUCUCUACUCUUUCCAAAGGAGAAACCCCCAAAUCUAACCCUAACCCUAACCCUAGCUUUAACUCUAAGAAACCUUCCACUCCUGCUCCUACUACUCCUUCUCCUACACAAUCAAAGACUAAAAAGCCCCUCCUAGUUAUUGGCCAAACUCCGUCUCCAUCAACGCCUGGUGUGGCUAAUAAGUUAUAUGGAAAAGAGGUGGUGGAGAGGAGGAUUAGGGUUUACUGGCCGUUGGAUAAGAGCUGGUACGACGGUUAUGUUAAGUCUUAUGAUGAGAAAUCAGGUAGGCAUUUGGUUCAGUACGAUGAUUCUGAAGAAGAGGUGUUGGAUUUAGGAAAUGAGAAGAUUGAGUGGGUUGAAGAAAGUGUCAAGAAGUUGAAGCGAUUACGCAGAGGUUCUUUGGCUUUUAAUAAAAAUGUAGUGAUUGAAGAUGGGGAUAUGGAGGAUGUUGUUGCUGAUAUUGAAGAUGAGAAUGUCGGUGCUGAUGGUGACGAUUCUAGUGAUGAAGAUUGGGAAAAGAACGCGGAGAAAGAUACUUGUGAAGACAAGGAUGUUGAUUUGGAUGAUGACGAUGACCAUGAUUCGGUAGGAGAUGACAUUUUGAAGGCUGCAAAGAGUAAGCUGGGGAAAAGGAAGGUUGAUGGAGCUGCGACGUUGGGUUCUGCAAAAAAGAAGAAGAGCGGUGGAGAUGUGAGUGAAGCAGUAUUCAAGAUUCCGAUUGUUGAGCCAGUGAAGGAUAAAGGAAAUGGAUUGUCUAAUGGGCUUGGUAAUGGUAAUGCCUUGGUGAUUGAUACUGUUGAAAGGUUUAGUGUGCGUGAAGCUGAGAAGUUGUGGUUUCUUGGAUCAGAACAAAAGGAUGCAAAAAAGAGGCGUCCUGGAGAUGCAGAUUAUGAUCCGAGGACUUUAUACCUGCCUCCUAAUUUCCUUAAGAGCUUAUCAGGUGGCCAGAGACAAUGGUGGGAGUUUAAAUCUAAACAUAUGGAUAAGGUUUUGUUUUUCAAGAUGGGCAAGUUUUAUGAGCUUUUUGAAAUGGAUGCCCAUGUAGGAGCUAAGGAACUAAAUUUGCAAUAUAUGAAGGGAGAACAGCCACAUUGUGGUUUUCCAGAGAAGAACUUCUCAAUGAAUGUGGAAAAACUGGCUAGAAAGGGUUAUCGAGUUCUGGUGAUAGAGCAGACUGAAACACCUGAGCAAAUGGAAAUUCGUCGCAAAGAGACAGGUUCCAAAGACAAGGUUGUGAAACGUGAAAUAUGUGCAGUGGUUACAAGAGGAACGCUAACUGAAGGAGAAUUACUUAGAGCAAAUCCUGAUGCUUCUUACCUCAUGGCAUUAACUGAAAGUCGGCAAAAUUUGGAAAAUCAAAAUUUUGAGCGGAAUUUUGGAAUUUGUGUGGUUGAUGUUUCUACCAGCAGAAUCAUUCUUGGACAGUUUAAAGAUGAUGCAGAGUGCAGCUCAUUGUGUUCUCUGCUAUCUGAAUUGAGGCCAGCAGAAGUUAUAAAACCUGCAAAAAUGCUCAGUUCCGAAACUGAAAGAGCAAUGCUAAGACAUACUAGAAAUCCUUUAGUCAAUGAAUUAGCUCCUCUUUCGGAAUUCUGGGAUGCGGAGAAAACUACUCGUGAAGUCAGGAUCAUCUACAAGCGUAUUGCUGAUCAAUCAGCUUCCAGAUCUUUGAAUAAAGAAGAUAAUGAUACUCCAAAUCUUCAAUUCAAAGACGAUGGGCCAAGCUGCUUCCCAAAAAUUCUGUCAGAGCUAGUGAAUAAAGGAGACGAUGGUAACCUAGCACUGUCAGCUCUUGGAGGCACUCUCUAUUAUCUCAAACAGUCCUUUCUGGACGAGACAUUGCUUAGAUUUGCAAAGUUCGAAACACUUCCAUGCUCUGAGUUCUGUGAUGCUGCUCAAAAACCAUACAUGAUUCUUGAUGCUGCUGUCCUGGAGAACCUUGAGAUUUUUGAGAAUGUCAGAAAUGGAGGCUCCUCUGGGACAUUAUACGCGCAACUGAACCAUUGUGUGACAUCAUUUGGAAAGAGGUUGCUCAAAACAUGGCUAGCAAGACCGUUAUAUCAUUUGCAAACUAUUAUGGACAGACAAGAAGCUGUGGCAGGUAUACGGGGGGUAAAUCAACCUGCAGCACUUGAAUUUCGAAAAGCUUUGUCCAAGCUUCCUGAUAUGGAGAGACUGCUUGCGCGAAUAUUUGCUAGCAGCGAAGCUACUGGGAGAAAUGCAAAUAAAGUAACUUUAUAUGAAGAUGCAGCAAAGCAGCUACUUCAGGAGUUCAUAUCUGCUCUACGUGGCUGUGAGUCAUUGGCGCAAGCAUGUUCUUCGCUUGCUGUCAUCUUGGGAAAUGUCGAGUCGAGGAAACUACAUAAUUUAUUAACACCUGGUAAAGGUCUUCCAGACAUUAGUUCAACUCUUAAGCAUUUCAAAGAUGCCUUUGAUUGGGUGGAAGCUAACGGCUCUGGACGCAUCAUACCUCAUGAAGGGGUUGAUAUAGAGUGUGAUUCUGCAUGCAAAAAGCUAAGGGAGAUUGAAUCCAGUUUGGCAAAACACCUGAAGGAGCAACAGAAAAUGCUUGGAGAUAAAUCAAUCACUUAUGUCAGUGUUGGUAAAGAGGCAUACCUACUGGAAGUUCCAGAACAUUUGCGUGGGAGUGUUCCUAGAGAUUAUGAGUUGCGUUCAUCCAAAAAGGGAUUUUUUAGAUAUUGGACUCCAAGUAUUAAGAAGUUUCUAGUGGAACUCUCACAAGCUGAAGUUGAAAAGGAGUCAACUUUGAAGAGUAUUUUACAGAGAUUGAUUGUUCAGUUCUGUGAGCAUCAUGAUAAGUGGCGACAACUGGUUUCUGCAACUGCAGAGCUGGAUGUUUUGAUCAGUCUGUCAAUUGCUAGCGAUUUGUACGAAGGACAAGCCUGCCGCCCAGUUAUCCUAGGUUCUUCGCCAAGUGAAGCACCAUCAUUAUCAGCAAAAAGUUUAGGGCAUCCUAUUCUUAGAAGCGAUUUUUUAGGCAAGGGUGCGUUUGUGCCCAAUGACAUUACUCUUGGUGGUAGUAGUGGUGCUAGCUUUGUCCUUCUCACUGGUCCUAAUAUGGGUGGGAAGUCUACUCUUCUUCGACAAGUCUGUUUAUCAGUGAUUCUGGCCCAGGUUGGAGCUGAUGUCCCUGCUGAGAGCUUUGAAUUUUCACUUGUGGAUCAAAUAUUUGUUCGAAUGGGUGCAAAAGAUCAUAUAAUGACAGGACAAAGUACAUUUUUAACAGAACUUUCGGAAACUGCAUUGAUGCUGUCUUCGGCCACUCGUAAUUCAUUGGUGGCUCUGGAUGAACUUGGGCGUGGUACAUCAACUUCAGAUGGACAAGCAAUAGCGGAAUCAGUUCUUGAACAUUUUGUCCACAAGGUGCAAUGUCGAGGAAUGUUUUCAACUCAUUAUCAUCGAAUAGCAGUAGACUAUCAAAAAGAUCCAAAGGUCUCUCUCUGUCACAUGGCAUGUGAAGUUGGAAGAGGGGUUGGAGAAGUGGAAGAAGUUACAUUUCUUUAUAGGUUGACACCUGGCGCCUGUCCUAAAAGCUAUGGUGGAAAUGUGGCGAGACUGGCUGGAAUUCCUGACUCCAUACUUCAAAAAGCUGCUGUUAAAUCCAGAGAAUUUGAGGCUAUAUAUGGUCAACACGGAAGGGUUUCUGAAGGAAACUCAAAAAUUCAAACUGAUGGUGAUAAGAUAGCAGUGUUCCUACAUAAUAUGAUAGAUGUAGCAACAAACUGGAGCUGCAACAGUACUGAGAGUAUCGAUAUCAGUUCACUGGCUGAACUUCAGCACAGAGCAAGAAUACUUCUGCAGCAAAAUUGAACUGAUGGUUUCGUAUUCCACUAUGACCUACCGCUGGCAAUAUUACGGUUUCUGUAAAUAACUGAGGUAAUGAGCGAACUUUAUUGCUGGUCUUUUCGCGGAAAUGCAAUACUUUCAAAUUUUGGAAUCACCUGGUUUGAUAGGUUAAAAAAUAUAGCUGAUUAAUAUGCGACUGAAUUGGAUUCAUCACUAUAGGAUCAGUAAAGCCAAUUUGGAUAACCAACUUUUUUGUAUAGUAGUUUAAGUAAGGAAGUGCAGUGUAGUUUAGUCUCGAUCAAGUGAUCAUAUAUUGUUGAAAUGUCAGAUGAGGUGGGUUCAACCAUCUUAUGUAGUAAUUAUUUUUUUAUCA